Hippocampus zosterae (dwarf seahorse) is the source of this 3372-nucleotide messenger RNA. It is a transcript of the gene tmem260, whose product is annotated as transmembrane protein 260. The coding region runs from base 242 to 2320 and encodes 692 amino acids. NCBI's taxonomy places the organism in Eukaryota, Metazoa, Chordata, Actinopteri, Syngnathiformes, Syngnathidae. The transcript has 16 exons. The record is from RefSeq and is a predicted model, not a curated record.
UCGCGAGACUCGCUCACUGGCGCGGAUACGUACCAGGAAAAGAAGAGGUUCAAUUUCGGUCUUUCAGUCUUCAGCCCUGAAUGUUGUGUCUGCAUUUUGAGUCAAACGCUUUAAACGCAAUACGUUAAGGGAUACUAAUUUCGCGUAAACCAAGUCGCACUGCUUUAUUCUAGCUUGUAGGUGUAGCAUAGGUCGCUAGUUGUCUCACGUUAACCUCCGAGGGAAAAAAAAGGGUCGACGUAUGUCCAUGUCAAUAAUGGACCCGGAACAGAAGACGAGCUGGAUAUUAACCGGUGCAACCGUCGCCUGUGUGCUUGCUCUCUAUGUGCCAUCUGUGCAGAGAACAGUCCCCGGCGGAGAUUCAGGAGAGCUGAUCACCGCUGCCUGUGAGCUGGGGGUGGCCCAUCCUCCCGGAUACCCCCUCUUCACACUGCUAGCUCGCAUGGCCAUGUGUCUUCUGCCCACACUUUCACCAGCCCACAGCGUCAACCUAAUGAGCAGCGUGCUGGGGGCAGUGGCAUGUGGCGCCCUCUGCAUGACUGUAUGCAGGUUGGUAGGUCCUGGUCCUGGAGCAGCACUGGCUGGAGGAGUCUUUGCCGUUUCCAGGCUGAGUUGGCAGUGGUCAGUGGUUGCCGAGGUUUUCACCCUCAACAAUCUUUUCACUGGGCUGCUCAUCUUCUUUGCUGCCAGCUUUCACUCGGCUACGAAUGCAUCUGAGAGGCGAAAGCAUUCACAGUGGGGGGCGCUUUGCUGCGGGCUGGGACUCAGCAACCAGCAUACCCUGGUGCUUUAUGUACUUCCAGUCAUCCCGUGGGUCUUGCAUAGACUCCGCUCACACGGGGAGCUGUCUCUCCGUAGCCUCAUGUGGAUGGGAAUGUGCUUCCUGCUGGGUUUUCUUCCCUACAUCUUCCUGCCUUUUUCCUCUUACGUGAACGCUGCCCGUUGGACCUGGGGUGACCAGACCACUAUAUCGGGCCUGCUAACCCACCUGCUCAGGGCUGAAUAUGGUACCUUCAGUCUGGCAAAGACGGAGAGCUCUGCGAACCUGACGUCAUUGCUGAAGGCCCAGUGGGACCACUGCCUGGCAGACCUUUCUCUUCCUGUUGUGGCUCUGGCGGCAUUGGGCCUCCUUCUCACCUCAAUGGAUAGCAUGUAUCGCUCCAUGUCCUGGCUGUUGAUUUCCAUGCUGCUCAUAUACUCACUGUUUUUUGCUUGGAGGGCAAACUUGGACAUCAGUAGACCUUUACUGCUUGGAGUGGUAGAGCGUUUUUGGAUCCAGGGUGAUGCUAUAUUGUGUGUGCUGGCUGGACUCGGCUCCAGCCUUACUCUCACUCGGUUGGAGCGGUGGCUAGGCCAUGGGGGGUUUUGGAAGACCACAGCCUGGGUCUUCACCACGGCUCUACUGGUAAACAUGAUGCACACGAAUCACAGGGAAUGUGACCAGAGCAACAACAGCGUGGUGGAACGCUUCGGCAGGGAGCUUUUAGCCUCCUUCCCAACGGACUCCAUCAUCCUGACCAGAGGAGAUCUGCCGGGGAACUCCCUCCGCUACCUGCACUACUGUCUUGAUGUGCGGCCUGAUGUGCGCCUGGUCGACCAGGAAAUGAUGACAUACAGUUGGUAUGUCAGAAAGGUUGGGGCGCACCUCCGUGGGGUGCACUUUCCCGGCCGGCAAUGGGACUCCGUCCACUCUGAGGAGAAAGGCACCUUCAAUCUAGAGGAAUUUCUGAUGCACAACUCCCAGAGGGACGUGUUUGCCUGUAUUGGGCUGCCUGAUGGAGACCCGAGUUGGGGUCGUAGCUUCUCCCGCUGGCCCUUUGGUGUGUGUGACUUCUUGGUUUCUGCUCGGAGGCAGUUUCACCCCAAAGAGUGGGCGAGUCGCACACACAAUCUUUACAACUGGAGCGAGCCACACAACCAUUUCCACUCUGCAUCCUGGGAGCGUGUGGCUAACGAGGAGAUGUGGCAAGCCAGGAUAAAGACGGCUUUCUUUCUGUUUGACCUGGCAGAGGGGUUGCAGCGAGAGGGCAAAUCUGACCUCUUUGAGCUGUCUUACACUUUGUAUAAGGCGCUUGUGGAGUCCGCCUCCAACUAUCCUUCAAACUGGGACAAGAACCUGGCACUGGCCUGCGAGAGGCUGCUGCGCUCAGGUCACCAAGGCCACAGUCCAGACACCUUGUUGACCUGCAGCAUCCAGCACUUCAGCCUAUACUUGGACAAGGAACCCACAGACUCGCAGGCUCCCGCCAUCCGCUCGGCCGUUGCACACCUGUUGAAAGAAAGAGCCCGCCACCGCCAGAGCCUCGGGCAAACCACCUGACAGGUUUGACCGGACACCCAGAAGUUGUGAAACUGACCUGAGAGCGGACAAGCUUCUUGUUCCGCUGGCUCUCCAGAAGGAAGCGCAAUAAUGUACCGGUCGUGGUGUUUUGUCAGGGUUUUGACUAAAUUGCCACAUUGGGUGAACUGAAUCAGAGUAAUGUGGUGAGCGAGCUGGACUACAGGAAGCCUCGAAUGACCCCAAUCAAGUGUGCCCCAUUAGACUCCGGCACUUGAUUGCUUUAUCAUUACAUCGUGUCUUCCGUUUGCCCCCUCCUCUCUUGCUCAGGCAGCUUUUAAUGUACUGAUUAUUUUUGCCUUGGCCGACACUCCGCUUCUCUUUUUCCCCCCCUUUCACAUUAGGAUGACGAGAUUGAGGGAAACCCAAUUUGGGGGCAGAAAUAGGGGAUUAGAGCAGCUGUUUAAUCUAGGACAGACUCGCACUGUGCCACCCAGUCCCGGCACUCGCCACCCAUCCCCCUGUCCAUCCAUCAGUCUAUCUUAGACAGUCUUUUAAAUGUUUAAAACUAAUGCAUUCGAUUAGGCCCCCCCAUCCCCCACUCCCUCACACACUCUUCCGUCCUAACGGGAGGCCUGUAAUCCUUCGUGGAUUUAAAUGAAAUGUCACAAUGCCACAGACCCUUUUAAAGUGCGUGUGCGCACACGUGUCAGUUUUUUUUAAAAAAACGUACGCAUGUGCCCGAACAUGCGUCGAUCUCAACUAAAGUCCUCCCCUUGCCAGACACAUGCAGAAAUACGCUCGGUAAAUGGGUCAGUGCACCCCGAAUAUCUGAGAAGUUUUGAUGAAUCCAGACACACGCUUGACAUGCACGCUCCCGCAGAAAUGGAUGCGUGUUUGUGGUCACCCCGGACAUACGAGUGAGACUUCAGAUGAAGGAACCAGAUAUUGACGUCCCAUUGAUGUUGUAAGAAGAUUGAUGGCAGUCAGUUGCUUGCUACAUUGAAAGUUGCGGUUGUUUGAACACAUUUUCCACCUUUUUGUGUCCAAAGUCGUUUUCUUGUUGGUAUAAUAAAGAAUUGGGGAACACAGAA